This is a messenger RNA of Symbiodinium sp. CCMP2592, 1344 nucleotides long. The record is from the annotation of a GenBank genome assembly. Lineage: Eukaryota; Dinophyceae; Suessiales; Symbiodiniaceae.
AUGGCCGCGACAGCGCCCGGCGGCCAGGAGAUGGCAACCGUCCUCCUCGGCCUGAUGACCACGUUCAUGUACACGUCCAUAGUUUUCGGCUGGGGCUCAUGGCAAGCGCUUCUGGAAGAAGAUGGCGUCUAUCAAUCCCUCUGCUCAGGUGAUGGUUCAUGCGACGACCGGACCAGCCGCAUGAUCCUGCUGUUCACCGUGGCGCAGUUUGGAUGGGGACUUUCCGUCACCUUCAUGGGCUUUGCAAUUGACAGCCGCGGACCUCGCUUUGCAUGCGCGGUGGGUGGACUGCUAGAGUCGACCGGGCUGCUUCUUCUAGGAACGGCACGGGGCUGCCUCGAGUCCGUCGUGGAUGGCUUCCUCGUUGGAGUUUUGCUGGUUUCCAUUGGUGGCGGUGCGAUCCAGGUGCAGUCCAUGAAGCUCCCAUUCCUGGUGAACGCCCAGCUCUUCCCCCUCGUGAUGACCAUCGCCAACUGCUUAGAUGAUGCGUCGGCGAGCAUUCCACUUGGCCACUACCAGCUCUACCUCAACGGCUUCAGCCGCUUUUGGAUUUUCAGCUGCUACGGCGGACUGUGCUUGGCACUCUCUGCAGCGUUGGGUUUUACUUGGAGGGGUGGUCCGAAUCGUCGCCUCAGUGCCGUUAGUAUCGCUGAGUACCAGGACGCUGACGCUUGCGACGCUGGCGCUGGUUGGAGGCCUCGGCUCCAUGGGCUCCCGCUCCUUCGCCAGCUUGCAAGCUUCGAAUUCGCUUUCGUCAUGUUGCGAAGCGUCGAGUUCUUGCGGAGCAACCUGUACGUGGGGCUGAACAAGGAGUGGCUGCGAUCUCUCGGCGAUGCAGAGACCCACAACAGCUACCUCAAGAUGUUUACGGCAUCUCUUCCACUCGCGAUGUUCUUUGUCCCUCUUUUCAACCGAUGCCUUGCGCGCGGCUUCGUCUUCACUUUCGUGGUCUCCAUCGCUUUAGGCGAAGUCUGGAACUUGAUCGCCUUAGUCCCGGUCCUGGAGAUUCAGGUCGUGGCUUUCGUGGCUUACACGAGCUGGCGGGCUUUGCUUUUUGCCUGCCUGUACGUCUUCAUCGGGCACAGUUUCGGGAACCGAAGCUCCGGCACCAUCAGCGCCCUCACCACCAUCGGCGGCUGCGCCAUCUCCGGCCUUAUCUGGCCUUGUGCACGGCUUUCGAAAGCACUGGCCGGAUCCCUGGCACCGCUGAACAUGCUGUCCCUGCUCCUGAGCUUGCCUCUCAUCCUGAUGACGCUGUCUCUUCGUCGCCACCUUGCGCUCUUCCCGGCCGGAGAGCUGCCAACCAAACCCGGCGCCGGGUCGCAAGAGCGGCUCUUGCCGUAG